AGGGCUGAUGGUGCGGAAACUGCUACUAUUAAGGGUAUUCUGAAUUCGUAUGGUCGGGCGUCGGGUCAGUUGAUCAAUUACUCUAAAUCAGCAAUGUUCUUUAGUACAAACCGCAUCAGAUUCGGGAUAAUCUAUGUCAUGUUAUGGAGGUCAGGAGAGAUGCUACAUUGGGAAAUUAUUUGGGGCUACCGGCUGAUAUAGGUCGGUCUAAACGUGCAAUGUUUGCAUUUUUAAAGGAUAAAAUGAUAACUAGAAUUGAUGAUUGGAGUGGUAUUAUUCUUAAUCAGGCGGGCCAUGAGGUAAAACUCAAAUCGGUGGCAAUGGCUCUUCCGACUUAUGUGAUGUCUUGUGUUAAAAUUCCAGAGAGUCUUUGUUCAGAGAUUUCCGCUAUAGUGGCAUCUUUUUGGUGGGGGGAGAGUGCGGGAAAAAGGAAGAUGCAUUGGAUGACGUGGGAUAAACUUUGCGAGAAGAAGUCAGGAGGGGGAUUGGGCUUUCGGGACCUUUCAUGCUUUAAUCUUGCUCUUUUGGCUAAGCAAGGUUGGAGACUAUUAUUGGAUGAGAACUCUCUACUUUCACAGGUACUUAGAGCUAAAUAUUUUCCGAACUCUUCGUUCUUUGAAGCAAAGGCUGGGUCGAAUCCCUCGUGGACGUGGCGCAGUAUUUUGGAAGGGAGGAAAGUGCUAAUGGAAGGCAUGCGUUGGAGGAUUGGGAAUGGAAGGAGGGUAAGGGCGGGACAGGAUCCGUGGCUGCCAAAAACUAGUGGUUUUCGGCCUAGAGGAAUAUGCAGAAAUGGAACUAUAGGCCUAAUGUUGUGAUGUAUAACACAAUCAUCGACAACCUUUGUAAGGACGGGAACAUAGAUGAUGCUUUGAGCCUCUUAUCAGAGAUGAGAGGGUGGGAUAUUAUGCCUAAUGUCGUCACCUAUAACUCUUUGGUUGAUGGCUUAUGCAAAUCAGGUCGAGGGAAGGAUGCCACAAGAAUAUUGAGUGACAUGACGGAACAAAACAUUUUCCCCGAUGUUAUAACCUUCUCUACGGUGGUGGAUGCACUUUGCAUGGAGGGAAGGACUGAAGAAGCGGAGGUUAUACUCGAGAUCAUGAUCCGAAGAGGUGAGAGACCCAAUGUUAUCACUUAUAAUGCACUGAUGGACGGAUAUUGUUUGCAAGGCCAAAUGAAUAAAGCAAAAGAAGUGUUCAACUCUUUGGUGGAUAGAGGCCUUGAGCCUGAUAUCCUUAGCUAUAAUAUUUUAAUCAAUGGUUUCUACAAUAAGAUGAAUGUAGACGAGGCCAUGGAUCUUUUUAGAGAAAUGCCUUGUAAAGGUUUAAAACCUGAUAUUGGUACAUACAACACUUUGUUAAAGGGGCUGUUGCACGCAGGGAGAUGUGAUGCAGUAGAUCAUAUAUUUCAUGAGAUGAAGUGUAGCGAUCAAAAUCCUGACAUUUUAACGUACUUAAUCUUGUUAGACGGAUUCUUUAAGAAUCAAAAAAUUGGCAAGGCAGUAAAGGUGUUUCAUUCAAUGCUAGAUCAAGGAAUAGUUCCUAAUAAGUUUAUUUAUUCUAUCAUCAUUAAUGGCAUGUGCAAAGCUGGGAAGAUUGAAGAUGCUCGCAAAGUUUUUAGUGUCUUCUUAGCUAAAGUUUUGAAACCCGAUGUUAAGGUUUACACAACAAUGAUUAGUGGACUUUGUAAGGCGGCUUUGGUAGACGAAGCUGAGGAGUUACUUCUGCAAAUGGAGGGAGAUGGGUGCCCACCAGAUGAUAUGACUUACAAUAUUAUGGUCCGGGCAUUCCUAAAGAGGGGAGACAUGCACAAGGUUAAGAUACUUCUACUAGAAACAAUCAACAGGAAUUUCAAACCAGAUGCAUCUACCAUGUCCAUGAUAGUAGAUGUGCUUCGGGCUGAGGGUGAGGAUAGCGAUUUUUUUAAAAUGAUCCAGAGUCUUGUGCCAAGGGAAGAUGGUAAAGCUGUGUCCCAAACUUUUAAGGGAAUUAUUUGAAGUUGUCAGAUUAUGGAUGCUUGUGCAAGUGACAUGGAAGGAUUUUAUGAGAUUCUAUGUUUUCAACUUUAGGAACAAGUUUCACCUUUACCAUGUCAUUUGUCUUGUAAUUUUGCUCGAGGUUAUACUAUGAUAUCGUGAUUUUAUAUUCUUGUGAUGUUGGUUAUUUUUAUAGAUGAUGCAUUUUUUCCCACUAGAAUGUCUUUUCUCUUGGUAAAACUUAUGUUAAGUUGUUAAAUAAUCAUCCUAAUGGGUAAACACAUGGAAAGCUAUUCAUGCGAAAUCACAAAUGGCAGUGAAAUCUAUAAUGAUGAGCACAAACAAAUAUGAAAAAUUGAAUAUUUCAGUAUUUUAGUUUGGCCGCAAUUAUUUGUUUAAAGUGUUAGAAUACCUUCGUAAAUUGGUGGCACUUAUUUCUAUGAAUCUUGACUGAUGUUAGGUGUACUUCCGGUAGGUCACUCUUAUCUUUCUCCUUCCCGUCUCUAUGUUUCAUCUACUCUCUAAGGCCAUAUUGAUUGAAAUUUCGUAAAGUUUCUCUGGAUUUUGCGCUAAAAAAACUCUCAAGCAAGCAGAAAAAGGAUCAUACCCAGUGCACGAAGCUCCCGCUUACGUGGGUUCUUUGAAUGAUUGAUGUAAGUAGCCUAUGAAGCACCGGUACGCCAGAAACAAUGGCGUACACGUACCUGGUACGGGUACGGGCUGGGUACGCCGGAAACGCAUCGGGUACGCCGGAAACGAACCGGGUACGUUCGUAUGUUUAGGGUUCGGCAUGGGUACGCGAAAUACUUUGAUGGGUACGCAAAGAAGAAGAAGAAGCAGAUGAGAAGAAAGAUCGAAGAAGAAGAAGAAAGAUCGAAGAAAAAGAAGAAGAGAGAGAAAGGGAGAAACCUGUUGAUCCACUGCUACUGCGAGAGAGAGACGUCGGACGGAGAAGAGAGACGAUGAUCGAUGGCGACGAGAGAGAGAGACGUCCGACGACGAUGAUGAUCGACGGCCAAAGAGUCAGAGAGAGUCCAUGGCGAGAGAGUCCACGGCGACGUCGGCGAGAGAGUCAGAGACGAUGUGGGACAGUGGG
Rhododendron vialii is the source of this 3068-nucleotide messenger RNA. RefSeq names its product pentatricopeptide repeat-containing protein At1g62930, chloroplastic-like. The transcript has a single exon. Bases 782 to 1993 code for a protein of 403 amino acids. Gene Ontology annotation, molecular function: protein binding. NCBI's taxonomy places the organism in Eukaryota, Viridiplantae, Streptophyta, Magnoliopsida, Ericales, Ericaceae. The record is from RefSeq and is a predicted model, not a curated record.